Molecule: messenger RNA, 2958 nt
Organism: Solea senegalensis (Senegalese sole)
Lineage: Eukaryota; Metazoa; Chordata; Actinopteri; Pleuronectiformes; Soleidae
Gene: meox2a
Product: mesenchyme homeobox 2a
Exons: 3
Coding region: 94-1098 (334 amino acids)
Biological process (GO): positive regulation of transcription by RNA polymerase II
Cellular component (GO): nucleus
Molecular function (GO): DNA-binding transcription factor activity, RNA polymerase II-specific; RNA polymerase II cis-regulatory region sequence-specific DNA binding
Source: RefSeq, a predicted model, not a curated record
AGAGAAGCAUCCUGGAUAUGAGAAUUGUGAUUGUUUUGUUUUAUUAAGUUUCACUUGCCCUUCUCACCUUUGCCUGGAGGGCCGUGUGUGUGUAUGUGUGUGUGUGUGAUGGAUCACACUCUGUUCAGUUGUCUGCGGAGCCCCCACGCUCCGGCGCAGACCCUGCACCCCGCCUUCACCCAGUCGGCCCUGACCCUGCACGGACGCUCGGACCACGUCUCCUACCCCGACCUGGCCUCGUCCUCGUCCUCGUCCUCCACCUCCUCGCCGGCGCCCUGCAUCAUCUCCAGCUACCCCGCCGAUGACGGCCUCUUCCCCGGGCAGCACCAUCUCCCUCACCACCUCCACCACCACCACCACCACCACCACCCUCACCCUCACCCUCACCGCGGCCACCUGCCCUCCGAGCAGCAUCACCCCCCGCCUCAGCACCACGCGUCCUGGCACGUCCCUCAGAUGCCGUCGCCCGGUGGUGGCAUUGUGCGCCAGAGUCUGUGCCACCCGCCACACUCAGCCCACGCCGGUGCGCCCGCACCCCCGGACCUGGGCCACACGGGUGGGCCCAGUAUGUGCGCCAGCACCCCCACUCUGGGCAGUGGCAGCACCCCCACAGGUGCGUCCUGUGCACCUGCAGACUUUGGCAGACAGACUCUGUCACCUGCCGAGGCCGAGAAGAGGAACGGCAAGAGGAAAAGUGACAGUUCAGAGUCCCAGGACGGGAAUUACAAGACAGACGUGAGCAGCAAACCCAGGAAAGAGCGGACGGCGUUCACCAAGGAGCAGAUCCGCGAGCUGGAAGCCGAGUUCGCUCACCACAACUACCUGACCAGACUAAGGCGCUACGAGAUCGCCGUCAAUCUGGACCUCACCGAGAGACAAGUGAAGGUUUGGUUCCAGAACAGGAGGAUGAAGUGGAAGCGAGUGAAGGGCGGCCAGCAGGGGGCAGCAGCCCGGGAGAAAGAACUGGUGAAUGUGAAAAAAGGCACUUUGCUGCCGUCAGAGUUCUCUGGCAUCGCGGCACUCCACCACUCCACAGACUCGUUAGCCAACGAGGACAGUCACGACAGCGACCAGAGCUCUGAGCACGCCCACUUAUGAUGCACACGCGCACACGCACACACACACACACACACACACACUCCGAGUACUGGUGCUGCCUCUGCAGAAGGACUGCUGUUUGCUGAUGUGUCAUCGUCAUACAACGAUGCAAAAUAAUUGUACAGAGACGAAUGACGCAUGUUUUUUUUGAAGAAUAAUGCAGUCAUCAUAAAGGCAACAUGUAUGUUUGAAGAAAUUAGCACAUGGGCUAAUUGGGCAAGAUGGGCAACUGGUUACAAAAAAACUGCCAAAAAUCGGAAUGUUAUAAAUAGUGCUGUCACAAUUUUAACAUUUAUUUCAAAUAUGUUAGAUUGCAACCUUUUGCAAACUAACCCAUUCUAAAAUUGUUAUUAUUAUACUAGGAACCUUCCUAGAAACAGGAGCAAUGGAGGUUGGCUGAGGUUACUCACUACAGCACUUAUCCUGUUGGGAUUUGAACCAGUGACCCUCAGGUUACAAGCACAUUUCCCUUUCCACUUGUCCACAGGCUGCCAAUUGUGUUGAAUAUAUGACUUCAGGGUAAAACACACACACUCCAGACUCGUACGUCUGUGAUACAGGAGUGUUUUAGCUGUUGAUCAAACACAAACACACGUAAGAGAAGCUAAGCUAACUCAUAUCUUGGCUAACUGGACUGAGGAAAUCAAUCAAAUAGCAUCAGGAGAAACAUGUUAAACUCUACCUUUGAACUAUUUUGUCUCAAAUAAACACAUCAUAUGGAGAAGCUAAUACCUUGGCUACGUGAGUAGCUUAAAAAAACUGACGCCAAAUUAGCAUUGUAGAGGACGAAUGGACUGAGAGAAAUCAUUUUAACAGCAUCAGGAGAAACGUGUUACACUUUUCCGUCAAGAGGAACCACUGUGUUAUAGACACAUGCAUUAUAUGAAGAAGCUAAUAUUUGGCUAGCUGCUAACAGCUAAAGAUGUUGAUAAAUUUGCAUUCUAGCUAAUAGAUUGAGAGAAAUCAUUCAAAUGGCAUCAGGAGACACAUUUUACACUUUAUACUAAUAUAGAGGAACUAUUUUGCCUCAGACAAACACAUUUUAUGGAGCAGCUAAUUCUUAAGCUAAGUGGAAAGCUAAAAAAUAGCCACCAAAUUAGCAUCGUAGAGGAGAAAUGGACUGAGAGAAACUGUUUAAAAUCUUACCCUCAAGAGGAACUAGAUUGUGUCAUAAACAUGCACACUAUAUGAAGAGGCUAACACUUUGGCUAACUAGCUAAAAGAUGUUGCCAAAUUAGCAUUGUAGAUUCACUCAUGACAAGUAUUACAAGCUUUGGAAUUGAGAUUAGUUGCAGGAAAUUCUGCGAUUUAUUCGCUCAUUUUUGGUGAAAAGACACGGCUAAUCCACAGAGCCACAGUGAAUCCAUUAUUAUUAUUUUUCUAAUCCACUGACAGCUCUAAUUAUAAUAUAAAUAACUUAUAUGUGAUGUGUUUGGUUAUAGAAAUUGACAUUACAGUAAAAAUGUGGAAACCCUGAACAUUCCAUGUUGUUUACCACGAGAGACCCAGGCUACGGCUUUAGAUUUGCACUGUAAAAAAAACAACAACAAAAUAAAAGAGUAUGCGCCUCCAUCAGUUUUUACUGUAUAAAACUGUAAAUUGGGAUGUAAUCGAGUUAUUGAUCAAAUCAAGAUGUGCCAUGAAAACCAAGUUCGCUUCGAUCGCUAAUAUAAGUAAAGAAAAACCUGUAAAUACGUCUCAGUGUUGUCUUACAUGAACAAUAAUGUUAUAGCCACACUGUUCCCCUCACGCAGUAACAAACACUGACACUUUUCUGCCAAAAACCUGAAACUAUGAGCAUUUUAUUCAAGUCUUUUCAGCGACAGUUGCAAAAGUGAAUAAAGUUUAACCAGUGGUGAA